Molecule: messenger RNA, 2277 nt
Organism: Darwinula stevensoni
Lineage: Eukaryota; Metazoa; Arthropoda; Ostracoda; Podocopida; Darwinulidae
Source: the annotation of a GenBank genome assembly
AUGGUGGUCCAAGUCACCGUCUCGCGGUGUAGGAUCGCCGCCGAAUUUCUUAUUUCACAGAGGACUCAUUUCCAGAGCAUCUCUCAUUCGAGUCUCGUGGUGCUUGCAAGGAACUUCUCCUGUGAACGUAUGCCUUCCUCCACACCACAGUCCCUCUACAGAGGUUCCAUGAAGUAUUCACGUUGUGUGAGAAUGCCGUUGACCUCACAGUUCUCCAACAGGAACUCAUUCAUGCUUGGCGUAACAGGACUGGUGUCGUCCAGGGAUUUCCUUCGGUUAGCCAGCAGCGAUGCCUCUGGAAGCAUAGAGACAUCAGUUGAAUCUGUGGGGUAUAUCCCACCACCCCCUUCGGUGCCAGUAGAAAUCCCCUCAUCUGAUGGAGUGCUGCAAUCCCUAAAUGCUCUUGGAGAACCUACUCUUCAAAGUUUAGGACUUGGUUCGAAUGUACCAUCUGGGAUUGCUCAGCAAGCAUUUGAGUUCCUCCAUGUCCAGUUCCAUGAACCUUGGUGGAUGGCAAUAGCUUUCGGGACUUUCUUGAUCCGUGUUUUCCUGUUCCCUCUUGUGAUCAUGGCACAGAGGAAUGCUGCCAUCAUGAAUAAUAACAUGCCUCAGCUUCAGCUGUUACAGCUCAAGAUGUCUGAGGCCCGACAGAUGGGGAAUACACUUGAAGAUUGCUUGAGAGAAAAAAUGCUUGAUCAGGGUACAGUGGGAGCUGAAGGUUCAUUGGCAAAUCCUCAGAUGCAAAUGGCACGAUAUUUGCUUCGAGCCAUGCCCAUCAUCAUUUUCCCAUUCACAAUCAACUUCCCUGGGGCAAUCCUGGUGUACUGGGUGAGCACGAACUUCAUCUCCCUGGCUCAAGUGCUGUUCCUGAGGAUCCCUGGCAUCCGGGAUUACUGUCGAAUCCCUCGUCUCAAGCGAUAUGACCCAGAUUCCAUGCCUGUGAAGAAGAAAGGCUUCACUGAAGGAGUCAGUGAUGCAUGGACCAACAUGAAGAUUGCAAAAGAACUUGAAGACAGAAGGCAAGUGGAUGAGAUCCAGUUCAAGAAAGCUGGGACAGGGGCCAUCAAGAAGACCUACUCUUAUGACCCAACAAAACAAGAUAAGAGAAGUUAUUAUGAGAAUAGCAGUGUGGGCGCGGCCGCCGAAUGGGAUUACGUGUUCUCCGUGUACGUUAUGACCAUGGUGGGGAAGGAAGCAGAAGAGCAAGUGAUACUUGCUACGGGGGGAUAUGACCACACAAUCCGUUUAUGGCAAGCGCAUACAGGUAGCUGCCUUAAGACAAUGCAGCAUCCUAACUCGGUGAGUUUCUGUGAAGAUGCCGUCGAUAUUAAGGCAGAUCUAGGCCUAUUACAGGUGAAUGCCCUGGAAAUCUCACCUGACAACCAGUUGCUUGCUGCAGCAGGAUACCAGCACAUCCGCAUGUAUGAUGUGGCUUCUGGAAAUGAUACUCCUGUUAUCAAUUAUGAAGGGGUGUCCAAGAACAUAACAGCAGUAGGGUUUCAGGAGAAUGGUCGGUGGAUGUUCACUGGUGGAGAAGACCAUACAGCCCGCAUCUGGGAUCUCAGGUCUCGUUCAUUUGAGUGCCAGCGGAUUUUCCAGUUGACUGCUCCUGUGAACUGUGCCUUCCUUCAUCCCAAUCAAGCUGCAUUGAUUGUGGGUGAUCAAAGUGGAGUCAUUCAUAUCUGGGAUCUCAAGACCAAUCAUUAUGAGCAGCUGGUCCCAGAACCAGAUGCAUCUGUGCAAUCAGUUUGUGUAUCUCCACGUGGAGACCUUAUGGCUGCAGUCAACAACAAGGGUAUUGCAUAUAUUUGGGCCUACAAGGUGGAAGGGCAGCUAGAACCCAAGAAGAAACUCAUUGCACAUGCUCGCUAUGCCCUUCAGUGCCAUUUCUCUCCUGAUGGAAUGUACCUGGUGACAACCUCUGCUGACCAGACAGCUAAGCUUUGGUCCUCUGAAGACUUCUCCCUUUUCCAGACACUGGCUGAUCCAGCUCAGCGCUGGGUUUGGGAUAUUGGGUUCAGUGCUGAUUCUCAAUACAUCUUCACUGCUUCAUCGGAUGCAACAGCUCGCCUCUGGCAAGUGGAAACAGGUGAGAUCAAACGAGAAUAUACAGGCCAUCAGAAGGCAGUCACUGCUAUUGCAUUCCGAGACGUCCUCAAGUAAUGCAUCCCUUCAUAUCCUGACCUGUGAUAUCAUUUCUCAUCUCUGCCUGUUUCAUUUUUGUUGUCAUGUCCAUGUGGAGCUUAUGAAUGAAAUUUUCUUAUUAUAAAAUGGCAG